GGAUUUGUUGGAGACUAUAAAUAAGCCCCUUCUCCGAUCAAUUUAUACAUCAGGAAGAGGAGAAGAGAGGAUUAGUUCUCACUCUAAUUGCUCGAUCUCCUCCUUUUUCAUCGCUAUUUCAAGCCCAAGCCAAGCCAAUAAAAAGGCCAUAUAUAUAGUUUUUUGAGUUACCUUGUUGAAUACUUGCAAAUUGCAGUAGACAACGUCUCAGAACGUCAAAGGUGAAUGCAAGUAGAGAUAGGUAAAAGCAGAAUGUCGAGCAAGAUCGUCAACCCUAAUUCAAACCGCCGUCAUUGUCGUCGGUGCUUAUCCUCCGCCAUCAAUGUCUUCUGUCUCACCAUUGGAAUCCUUGGAUUCCUCAUCGGAGCCAUGACUUUAUACAACUACAGCGACUUCAACCUAACCUCUUGGCAUGAUGACUGGAUUGUGGGCAGAUCCGUUGCGCCCGCACCCGGCCUCAGCAAGAGGCGCCGGGUGCUCGGAUUUGUAGGGGUGCAGACGGGGUUCGGAUCGACGGAGAGGAGGAGAGCCCUCCGAAAGACCUGGUUCCCUUCCGACCCUCAAAGCCUCCGCCAACUUGAAGAAUCGACGGGUUUGGCUUUUCGAUUUGUGAUAGGGAAGACGGGCGACGAGACCAAGAUGGCGGAACUUAAGGGAGAAGUUGAAGAGUACGACGACUUCUUGAUGUUGGACGAUAUCGAAGAGAGUUACAGCAAUCUCCCCACCAAGACCAUCUCGUUCUUCAGAGCGGCGUACGAAUCGUUCGACGCCGAUUUUUAUGUCAAGCUUGACGAUGACGUUUAUUUAAGGCCAGGCCGGCUCUCUCUCCUCUUGCAAAGAGACCGCCCCCACCCCCUCACCUACAUCGGGUGCAUGCACAAGGGUCUGGUCUUGACCGACCCGGCACAGAAGUGGUACGAGCCUCGAUCGAACUUGCUCGGCCGUGAAUAUUUCUCGUACGCUGGUGGCAGUAUCUACGCGCUAUCAUACGAAGUUGUCGAGAACUUGGUUAGCUUGAGAAGAGACGUUGUUCGUCUCUUCAACAACGAAGAUGUGAUGAUCGGGGCUUGGAUGCUGGCCAUGAACGUCCACCACGAAGAUGACCGGGCACUCUGCGAGCCUGAAUGCACACCGUCGUCGGUGGCUGUCUGGGAUAACGGGUGCUCAGGGCUAUGCAAUCCGGAGGUGAGGAUGUUGGAGCUACACGAACAAGAAAUAUGCUCGAGUAAUCCCAGUUUUUAAUAAUAAAUAAAACAGUCACUGUGACAUCACAAAUGUAUUUUUUUUCCUUGUAUACAGAGGCUAUUAUGAUCAAUAGUUAAGCAAUUGCGUUGAGAAAAAUGUUGAGUUUCAGUUAUGCCUUUGACUUAGUAAUAUCAA
Asparagus officinalis (garden asparagus) is the source of this 1380-nucleotide messenger RNA. Its product is annotated as probable beta-1,3-galactosyltransferase 14. Gene Ontology annotation, cellular component: Golgi membrane. Gene Ontology annotation, molecular function: hexosyltransferase activity. The record is from RefSeq and is a predicted model, not a curated record. Bases 226 to 1242 code for a protein of 338 amino acids. NCBI's taxonomy places the organism in Eukaryota, Viridiplantae, Streptophyta, Magnoliopsida, Asparagales, Asparagaceae. The transcript has 2 exons.